Letharia columbiana is the source of this 738-nucleotide messenger RNA. RefSeq lists its product as uncharacterized. The transcript has a single exon. The record is from RefSeq and is a predicted model, not a curated record. Lineage: Eukaryota; Fungi; Ascomycota; Lecanoromycetes; Lecanorales; Parmeliaceae. Bases 1 to 738 code for a protein of 245 amino acids.
AUGUCCGCCGCAUCUUACUACGACAAGGCCGCCACCCAAGAGGAGACCUCUCACCUCUCAUCGACCUCUGGACAGCAACCCGGCCCAAUGCAUUCCGGCACGCAGAGCUACGGCCAAGACAUGCGCGAAGGCAUGAACGAGCAACAGCAGCAGCGUGGUGUCCCUCAAGAGGGCUACAAUCAGCAGAGCGGUAAUGGCAUCUACAAUGGACAGGAGCCGAACAUGGGCAACACCAACUAUGCGCAGGGUGCUCAGCAGAUGAACGGCAACAACAACUAUGCGCAAGGUGCUCAACAGAUGGAAGGCAACGGAGCACAGGGAGCUGUGGCCGAUGAUAGAGACACUAUUACCAAAUGUAAUGAUAAUCCGCCAGACUACAAGAAAAAUGAUAUCAGGAACUCUCUCUUUGAUAAAUAUAUGUUCGAUUAUGUUGUCAAACGAUUUGAUUGCACGCGCUGGCUUGCCACUGACCGACGCAGUACAAAUAUCACUUUUCUAAUCUGUUGCUUUGUGUCUACAAUAGUGCUAGACAGGAUCGAGAAGAAGUUCGGUGGCGAUCGCUUCAACAAUCCUGAGAACGCGGAGAAGAACAAGGAGUUGAAUGCCAACAUUCUCAAGAGGGUGAAACAAGUUAUGGGGAUGGUGAUGCGAGUACUGUCACUAUCGUUGCAACAAGGCGCGUCGCUGACAAUAUGCAGGCAGAGGGGCCCCGGCAUGCUGAUGAAUAUGGUGAAGUGA